Molecule: messenger RNA, 714 nt
Organism: Arctia plantaginis
Lineage: Eukaryota; Metazoa; Arthropoda; Insecta; Lepidoptera; Erebidae
Source: the annotation of a GenBank genome assembly
AUGUUGAGAUAUCUUUGUUUUCUUGGUGUGGUGCUCGCGGCGAGGUCUGGUUCCGCACCCUUCAUAAAACCAUGCAAGAGUGAUGACAGUGCGUGUGUCUUGGCGUCCGCUCAGGCAGCGGUUCCGUACUUGGCUGUGGGUAUACCGGAACUUGGAGUCAAGUCGCUGGAUCCCAUGUUCCUGAAAGAGGUGAAAGGGGACCAGGGAGGACUAUCUCUCACGUUUAAGGAUACUACCGUGACCGGCAUGAAGGGAUGCAAAGUUGAUGCUAUUAAACACUCCUUGAAGAAAGGCAAACAAACAAUGAUAAUCAGAUGCGAUGUGGAGUUGAAUGGUGAUUAUGACCUCUCUGGACAAUUGUUAGUUUUCCCCAUCACGGGCAACGGGAAGUACAAGAUCAACAUCCGAGACAUAGUGAUCAAGGCGACGACUACCAUUGCGAUGGUAGAUGGCGCUGAGGGCAAGAAACAUUGGCACGUGGCAGACUGGCACUUCGCUAGCGAUGUCAAAACCCAUGUACAGUUUCAAUUUGACAACUUGUUCAACGGAAACAAAAUUUUAUCUAAGCCAGUUGAAGAUUUCGUUAAUUCAAGCUGGAGAGAGGUUAUGCGUGAAAUAUCACCGCCGAUCGUCCACGCUAUCGUCGCUCGUGUGGUGGAAUCCGUUGAAGCUUUGUAUUUAGCUGUUCCUGCUGAUCAACUUGAAAUUAACUAA